This is a messenger RNA of Trichoplax adhaerens, 690 nucleotides long. RefSeq lists its product as uncharacterized. Gene Ontology annotation, molecular function: 3'-5'-RNA exonuclease activity; nucleic acid binding. The annotation marks the transcript as partial. The record is from RefSeq and is a predicted model, not a curated record. Gene Ontology annotation, biological process: exonucleolytic trimming to generate mature 3'-end of 5.8S rRNA from tricistronic rRNA transcript (SSU-rRNA, 5.8S rRNA, LSU-rRNA). The transcript is spliced from 6 exons. Lineage: Eukaryota; Metazoa; Placozoa; Uniplacotomia; Trichoplacea; Trichoplacidae.
CAAAAAUUUUCUUAUGUGAUCAUAAUAGAUUUCGAAGCUACUUGUUGGAAAGAUAACUCUUCAAGAUAUAGUAGCGAAAUCAUUGAAUUCCCGGCUGUAUUGCUAAACGUCUUAACGCAGCAGAUAGAAGCUGUUUUUCAUCAAUAUGUCCAGCCGACUAUCAACCCAAAACUGAGUGAAUUUUGUAAAACUCUAACCGGAAUUACUCAGAAACAAGUAGAUGAUGGAAUACCGCUGGCUACUUGUUUAGUAUCCUUUCGUAAGUGGCUGGAUGAAAUAAUAAAAAAUAAGAACAUACGUCUGUUUAACAAAAAUUGCCGCGAUGCUGGUCACAAAAACUAUUAUAACUGUAUUUUCGUGACAUGGUCAGAUUGGGACAUCGGUGUAUGUCUUUAUUAUGAAUGUAAGAAAAAGCAAAUUAAACUACCGACUGAAUUUUACCAGUGGAUAGAUCUGAGAGCUUUAUACAAGAGGUUUUAUGGUAAGAAGCCGACAGGAUUAAAUGGCAGUAUGGAGAGUGUAGGUUUAAAGUUUAUAGGUCGAGAACAUUCAGGACUAGAUGAUUCUAAGAAUACAGCAAGAUUAUGCUCAAAAAUGGUCCACGAUGGAUGCGUAUUAGAUGUAACCAAGAGGAUAGCACUACCUCCAGUUAGUAGGAUAAUUCUAGACUUAGAAGUGAUCCUCCAAUGA